AGGAAAGAGAGAGAGAGAGAGAGAGAGAGAGAGAGAGAGAGAACACCCAGCGCAUCACCGGCCGCCGAUCGCGCCGCCUCGCCGGGAUCUGACCGCCGAUGGACCGGCCGGAACCCUAAUUCUGGCAGCUCCCUUGAGCUGUUUAGCCCUUGGCCCCUCCGAAUCGGUCGCCGGUCGGGAUUCCGUUGACCAUUUCCAGUGAAGAGAGGGGGAGGGAGAGAGCGAGAGAUGUAUACGGUGCAUCCACCUCAGAAGCCGGAUCCCGGAAGCGGAUCCGACGAUUUGCGAGUCUACCAGAACUGGAAGGGUAGUAAUAUAUUUUUCCUUCAAGGAAGGCUUAUAUUUGGUCCAGAUGUAAGGUCGCUUGGCCUUACCAUAUUUCUCAUAGUCGCUCCUGUUGCAGUUUUCUGCGUCUUUGUUGCGAGGAAAUUGAUGGAUGAUUUUCCUGAUCAGUAUGGUAUAUCAAUAAUGGUAGUCGCGGUUGUAUUUACAGUUUAUGAUUUAAUUCUCCUCCUGCUAACUUCUGGAAGGGAUCCUGGUAUAAUUCCACGUAAUGCACACCCUCCGGAGUCAGAAGGCUUUGAUGGAAGUACAGAUGGUGGAGCUGGCCAAACCCCACAGUUACGCUUGCCUCGUAUUAAGGAAGUUGAUGUCAACGGAAUAACUGUGAAGAUUAAAUAUUGUGACACCUGCAUGCUUUAUAGGCCUCCUCGGUGUUCACAUUGUUCUAUCUGCAAUAACUGUGUGGAACGUUUUGAUCACCAUUGUCCAUGGGUUGGGCAGUGCAUUGGUCUUCGAAAUUAUCGGUUCUUCUUCAUGUUUGUGUUCUCGACGACUCUCCUUUGUAUAUUUGUCUUUGCAUUCUGCUGGGUCUACAUCCGGAGAAUCAUGGGAUCGGAGGCGACAACCAUCUGGAAAGCAAUGAUCAAGACCCCCGCCUCAAUUGUCUUAAUAGUCUACACUUUUAUUUCAAUGUGGUUUGUUGGCGGCCUCACUGCUUUCCACUUAUAUCUCAUCAGUACAAAUCAGACCACAUACGAGAACUUCCGGUACAGAUAUGAUAGGCGAGCCAACCCCUACAACAGAGGAGUGGUGGAGAAUUUCAAGGAAAUAUUCUUCACCGGCAUCCCCCAAUCCAAGAACAAUUUUAGGGCAAAGGUACCUAGAGAACCUGUGUUACCAACACGAUCGGUUGGUGGGGGAUUCAUGAGUCCAAAUAUGGGAAAACCGGUUGAGGACAUUGAAAUGGGCAGGAAAGCAGUGUGGGGCGAUAUGAAUUCUGGUCUAGACCUUGGUGAAGGACAGCUCAACAGUACUGAUCGCCUGAAUUUUAAGGAUGGUGAAUUAGGCGAAAUGUCUCCUGAAAUAAGGGCCAAUGUGGAGGACACGGGAGAGCGUGCAGGGAUUCAUCCCAGGAGGUCCAGCUGGGGAAGGAAGAGCGGAAGCUGGGAUAUGUCACCUGAGAUUCUUGCUUUGUCGGCCAGAGUCGGAGAAUCGAAUCGGGCGACCAGCAGCAACAGCGCAAAAAACGAGGAGAAUCGGCACUCGUAGCAUUUUUAGUUUGAUUAAAUCGAUUUUAGGAUGUGGAUGUGAAAUAUGAGGAGGCUUUGCUUUUGAUGGAUGGGGUUUUUUUUUUUUUUUUUAUCUGUUGGUUCAGCCGCUUGCCCUCUUGUAAUGGAAUGUCUCGUAUGAGAGUGGGCUUUUCUUCUGUGAUGGUGCUUGUAUCAGAUUAACACGAAAUUGCAGUGUCUAAUUGUUCUGUCUUAAUCUGGCUAAAAAAAAAAUGAAAAAUGUUCUUGUUGUGGAA
Syzygium oleosum is the source of this 1807-nucleotide messenger RNA. RefSeq names its product probable protein S-acyltransferase 7. Lineage: Eukaryota; Viridiplantae; Streptophyta; Magnoliopsida; Myrtales; Myrtaceae. The record is from RefSeq and is a predicted model, not a curated record. Gene Ontology annotation, cellular component: Golgi apparatus; endoplasmic reticulum. Gene Ontology annotation, biological process: peptidyl-L-cysteine S-palmitoylation; protein targeting to membrane. Bases 229 to 1551 code for a protein of 440 amino acids. Gene Ontology annotation, molecular function: protein-cysteine S-palmitoyltransferase activity. The transcript has 5 exons.